Rosa rugosa (rugosa rose) is the source of this 2281-nucleotide messenger RNA. RefSeq names its product amino acid transporter AVT6A-like. The transcript is spliced from 5 exons. The record is from RefSeq and is a predicted model, not a curated record. Gene Ontology annotation, biological process: amino acid transmembrane transport. Gene Ontology annotation, molecular function: amino acid transmembrane transporter activity. The coding region runs from base 587 to 1978 and encodes 463 amino acids. Lineage: Eukaryota; Viridiplantae; Streptophyta; Magnoliopsida; Rosales; Rosaceae.
AAUCCCCAUUAUUGAUAUUUAGUAUCAGACUUUUCUUGCGUGUGUUUAUCUCUUUCUCUGAAAUUUUCUGGCUAUAAAAAUCAAACCUUUUGGAGAAUUCUGUCACGUUUCUUGCUGGGUCUGCUGAAUUAUUGGUCUCUGAAUUCUGGGUUUUGAUUGGUUUUGGUUUUGGGCGCUUUGUUUUUUUAAAGGGGGGGGAAUUGGGUUUUGAAGGUUUGCUCUUUUAGGAUUUUCUCUCCCUAUUUAUAUUGAAGAAUCACUUCGAUUUUCAAUCAAAUUGUGAUACUUUGGCUUCUGGGUUUCCAUUUUCUUUUGUGUUUUUCAAAGUUUCUACCCCAAAAACGCUUUGUAUGUAUAUGUUUUAUAGUUAAUUGGUAGCUGAUUUGCAACUGUGAUAUAUUUAUUUCAUAUUGCAAAAGAUUCAACCUUUAAUAUUCUCAGCUAGAAUUGUAUAAUAUUUGCUGUUUUUAGCAUUUGCAUUUGGAAAUUUUGAUCUUUUGAUCAUCAGCUCUGAAUUUGACUAUUGGAGUCAAUUUUUCAUAAGCUUUGAAACAAUUAUUGUGAAAAGUUUUGAAGAUUUGUAAAGAUGACAAUUGAGAAUAUUGCACCAAAGAAGGAGAGGAAGUCAAGAAAGAAUAAAGCAAUUGUUGAUGAAAAUGCUCCUUUGUUGCCCAAAAGAGGGGAAGAGGUUGGGUUUGAUGAGUUUAAUGGAGCCUCCUUUACUGGGGCAGUUUUCAAUUUAUCAACCACAAUCGUUGGUGCUGGAAUCAUGGCUUUGCCUGCAACCAUGAAAGUGUUGGGUCUUGGUCUUGGGAUUACCAUGAUCAUAUUUAUGGCCUUCUUGACUGAUGCUUCAAUUGAGCUGAUACUCCGGUUCAGCCGAGCCGGAAAGUCUUCUUCUUAUGGAAGCCUCAUGGGGGAUGCCUUUGGAAAAUAUGGGAAAAUUUUGUUGCAGGUAGCUGUGCUAGUCAACAAUCUUGGCGUGCUUAUUGUGUACAUGAUUAUUAUUGGUGACGUGCUUUCCGGAACAUCUUCAAGUGAAGGGCACCACGCAGGUGUACUUGAAGGAUGGUUUGGAGAACAUUGGUGGACCGGGCGUACUAUUGUUCUUCUUGUAACAACACUUGGAAUAUUUGCUCCAUUGGCAAGCUUUAAGCGAAUUGAUUCAUUGAGCUUCACGUCUGCCUUAUCUGUUGCCCUAGCAGUUGUGUUUCUUGUUAUUACUGUUGGAAUUACAGUUAUCAAGUUGAUUGAUGGAAGUAUUGGAAUGCCCAGAUUGCUACCUGAUGUUAGUGAUGUUUCAUCAUUCUUCAAAUGCUUCACUGUAGUCCCUGUUCUCGUCACUGCUUACAUCUGUCACUACAAUGUUCAUAGCAUCGACAAUGAACUUGAAGACUCUACACAAAUAAGAGGGGUUGUGCAAACCUCACUUGCUCUGUGCUCAUCUGUAUACAUAAUGACAAGCCUUUUUGGAUUCCUUCUAUUUGGGGAUGGAACUCUUGACGAUGUGCUUGCCAAUUUUGAUGCCAACCUUGGCAUUCCUUAUGGUUCCUUCCUUAAUGAUGCCGUUCGUGUCAGCUAUGCUGCUCACCUUAUGCUUGUGUUUCCUGUUGUCUUCUUCCCCUUGCGGCUCAACUUGGAUGGCCUUUUCUUUCCCUCUUCAAGGCCUUUGGUUCUCGACAACAUGAGAUUUGCACUUGUCACAGUUGGGCUGAUUGGUAUUAUCUUCUUGGGUGCAAACUUUAUACCCAGCAUCUGGGACGCUUUCCAAUUCACCGGAGCAACUGCCGCAGUGUGCAUCGGGUUCAUCUUCCCUGCUGCAAUUACUCUCAAGGAUCGACACAACAUAGCAACUAAGAAGGACAAGAUCUUGAGUAUUGUUAUGAUUGUCCUUGCUGUAUUCUCAAACGUGGUGGCAAUAUAUAGCGAUGCCUAUGCCUUGUUCAAGAAUGCCAACACUCCAUCACCGCGUGAAUGAUCUCCAAUGCAAUUCUCUUAUACGAGAAUUUGCCAGGUUGUGCUCAUGUUUUCAGUGAAGCCAUCGACUGGCUGGAUCAUAUAAACUUUGUUAGAAAGGAAAACCAGGGCUUUCCAAGGGGAUUGAAUAAAAAAUAAAGGAACACUGCUCAAUGUAAAAAGGUGUGUUUGCAACUUUGCUUAGUGUAAGAACUGGGCAUCGCAAUUCUUUGCCCUCUGCAUGUGUGUUGUAUGAAGUUGUUUCCGACAUUGAACUCUGCUAUUUUUGGUACUAGAAUGAAUGAAGCGAGCUGUGAAAAAUGAA